This is a messenger RNA of Penaeus chinensis, 1524 nucleotides long. RefSeq names its product transmembrane protein 179-like. The record is from RefSeq and is a predicted model, not a curated record. The transcript is spliced from 5 exons. NCBI's taxonomy places the organism in Eukaryota, Metazoa, Arthropoda, Malacostraca, Decapoda, Penaeidae. Bases 126 to 782 code for a protein of 218 amino acids.
UGAUUGUCGCAGCCAAUAAACAGACCAUUGCAAGGGAAAAGCUCGUGACAGGCUGGACUUCUGUCAUAAUUUCUCAAUUAGAGGAAUAUUAAGAAGAAAUUAAGGCUGGGAAGGAGGUUUUGAAUAUGGGAUUGAAUAACGUCUUGGUGCUGUCCCAAGUGACGACGUAUAUUAUCGCCUUUUUGCUGUCGCUUUGUAUUAUUAUUCCCAUAUCGUAUCAUCUGAGUGAUUUCCGAGGACAUUGCUUGUUGUUCAGCAGAGGGAAUUGGAGUGAGACAGAUGGGCAGCUGGAAGUUAGCUGGGGCUCACAAGCCUUCUGUGACUAUAAUAUCAGCUGGGCCAGUAUUUCUCUCUUGAUUGCCCUCAUUCAGAGUUACAAAUGCAUUGUCCAGCUGUGUACUGGAGGAGAAAGCACAUUCCUGAGUGCAUUUGUGGACGUUGUCGUGAGCGUUGUGAUGUCCUUUGCUGCCCUCGCAGGAGCUCUUAUCAUCACCAUUGGCUACCAGAUAUGGUGCAACACAAUCAUGCUGCGUUUCGAGGCAUGUGAAGAUGCCACACAAAAUGACAUUGAUAGGAAAGACGAGAUACACACUCGUAUGUUCUACACCCACUUUGGAACAGCUCAGUUUGGAGCAUGGACUCUGUGGGUCUGCUGGGUUGGACUGGCAAUGUUCUCCUGGUUGAAGCUAUGGAAGUACCACCAGCAAGAAAACAUCCGCGUCUCCAUGGCCAGGGAGCGAGCCAGACUUGUCAGGGACAGACAUGUUAGACUCACGGAUUAAAAGAGAUCUUCUGUUGCACAAGAAAGUAAUGUUUAGAAAUAAGGAAUAGAAGAGACAGUGUAUGUAGAGAGAAGCAUAUAUUUCCGUAUUUGUUCACAGUGAUGGAGUGAACCUCUCAAAGUGUAGCUGUCAGUAUGGUAAAGUAUUAGGUGUUCAUUCAGGUAACUGACUGAACAGUUAAGUUAAAGAAGGGUAGGCAGUCGUUUCAUGGAUUUUCAGAUUCCCCCACACGACAAUGUAUCAUAGCUAGAAGUACCAUUUGAAAUAGUUACCAAAGGCUCAGACAUGCAAUAUAAUCUGGAUAUAUAUAUAUAUAUAUAUAUAUAUAUAUAUAUAUAUAUAUAUAUAUUUUUUUUUUAAUUAACCAGGGUAGUGGAUGGAAAAUGAGUAUAUAUUAUUUUUUACUUGUGAUAAGUAAGUGAUCAAUUUUAGUGCUUGUCUAUUAUUACCAGAGAUGUAGUUUACCUACUUUGCCUUGUCCAAUUAGAACAAGUUUAUGCUCCUGAUAUGUUUUCAGCUUUAAAAAAAAUAAUAGAGCCAUUAUGUAACUAUUUUCAAUUUUUAUAUUAUAUUGUAUAAUUACAGCAUACCACUACAUAUAUUUCCAGAUUAAAUCCAGGUUACAUAUUACAUUGCUUUGGUGAAUUUUGUUUGACAUAUUACAAUUUAAAGUACCAAGUUUUGUAACAAAUCUUUAUUAAUUGUAUAAAUAAUCAGUGAAUGUAUCAGUUGAUAAUGAAAA